AUGGAAGUAUUUGCAAGUUCUUCAUCCAACUCCUCAAUGGACGUUUUCAAUUUUAACUGGAGUCAAGUGGCUCGUAUUUUAGAAGAACAUCUAAGUGAUCAUGUUUUUGAAGGUUCGAAGAAAACGAUAUUAUUAUCCAGUUAUGUAGGCCUAGUUUUUGCUGGAGUUAGCAUCAAUUUAAUAGUGUCUUUGGUAAUAGUUUGUAAUUCCCGUCUACGAGUUGCUCGGAAUCUUCUAAUAGUAAACCUGAGCUUUUCUGAUCUCAUGCUUUGCUUGUUUUGCAUGCCUUUUACUCUGAUUGAGCUUAUGAACCGUACAUGGAACCUUGGCGCAUUUCUUUGUCGAGGCGUUCCAUUUGUGCAAGGUAUCACUAUAUUUGUUGCUUCAGCUACGGUAUCUGCAAUUGCCAUUGAUCGCCAACAAGUAAUUAUCAAUUUCAAUGGUAACAAAAAGAAAAUGAAAAAUGGGAAGAGUAACAUGCUUCUGUAUACCACUAUACUCUGGUUCUUUUCUGUGCUCUUGUCUCUUCCAAUACUUUUCUCAAAAACUGUUACCACAGUCUCAUUAGCUGGAAUGGUGCUAUACAACAAAUGCAUCGAACAAUGGCCUUCGACCCAUGCUAAGGCGAUGUAUACCAUUCUUAUCUUAAUAGCACAGUUUUUUAUUCCAAGCAUUGUCUUAACUGUAACACACUUCCGUAUUAAAUCAUAUCUGAACAGGAGUGUUCGAAGACACGAUGCAAAAAGUUCUCCUCGAACAUCAGAACGCUUAAGAAAGGAACUGAAAAGAAAUAACCGAGCCACAGUUGUAUUGUCUUUCAUAUCUGUGGUGUUUGCUAUAAGCUGGUUGCCAUGGAAUGCUUUUAAUAUCAUGGCGGAUUUUGAUCUUCUCUCUGAUAUGCCAGCUGAUCAAUUCUAUUUAGCAUUCGCCGUUUGCCAUUUAGUUGCAAUGUCAUCUAGUAUAACUAACCCUAUAUUAUAUGGUUGGUUUAACAGUAAUGUAAGAAGGGAACUUCGCCAAUGUAGAUUAGCAUUAUUUAGUCAUAUAUUUACAGAAAAUAAAGAAUCAAAGAUCGAAGGUACUAACGGAUCUGCUGUGUAUGAUAAUACUUAUAUAAGAUCUUCGGGGAAACCAGAGCUACAAGAGAGUCAGCUCUAG
Molecule: messenger RNA, 1158 nt
Organism: Parasteatoda tepidariorum (common house spider)
Lineage: Eukaryota; Metazoa; Arthropoda; Arachnida; Araneae; Theridiidae
Product: neuropeptide F receptor-like
Biological process (GO): G protein-coupled receptor signaling pathway
Cellular component (GO): membrane
Molecular function (GO): neuropeptide Y receptor activity
Source: RefSeq, a predicted model, not a curated record